Messenger RNA from Thlaspi arvense, 1262 nucleotides. NCBI's taxonomy places the organism in Eukaryota, Viridiplantae, Streptophyta, Magnoliopsida, Brassicales, Brassicaceae. The record is from the annotation of a GenBank genome assembly.
GCCCGUAAUCUGCUACGUGCAAUCCGAAACGCUUCUCUCAUUCUCCACUUGUACGAUCGAUAUUGCGUCCGCAGACUCCGCACCAGUUGUUGCAGACCUCGCAGUUUUUCGCACUCGUGAAGCGUAAAGACGGCAUGAUGUUUUUGACUUAUAGUAAAGAACGCCUUGGAGUGUGGGGUUGAAAUCUGCGGAAUAACUUGCGGAAGGGAAGAAAACGACACUCCCUCUCUCUCCUCUCUCUCUGUCUCUCGAUUCAUUAUUUCUUCUCGGAGACUUUGAAGAAGAGGCAAAGAGAAUUGCAGAGAACUUUCAGAGUUGUGCUCUCGGACAUUAAGCUCAUGAGUCAUGACUUCUUCAAUCCAUGAGCUUUCUGAUAAAAUUGGAAGUCAUGAGAAGCAAGAACAGAUAGAUUCUCAAAUCCAAAUCCAACCUCCAGGAAGUAAUCCUGAACCAAUUGCCACAGCCUUAGUCUACUCGGAACACCUUCCUCACUCCAUGGCGCCUGGACACUAUCCAUAUCCAGAUCCUUACUACAGAAGCAUAUUUGCACCGCCUUGUGACACACAGGCUUACCCUCCACGACCUUAUGCAGGGGUGCAUCUACAGUUAAUGGGAAUGCAGCAACAAGGUGUUCCUUUACCAUCUGAUGUAGUCGAGGAGCCUGUUUUUGUCAACGCAAAGCAAUACCACGGGAUACUAAGGCGCAGACAAUCUAGAGCAAAGCUCGAAUCUCAGAAUAAAGUUGUCAAGUCACGUAAGCCGUAUUUGCAUGAAUCUCGUCAUUUACAUGCGAUAAGACGGCCAAGAGGAUGUGGCGGCCGGUUUCUCAAUGCCAAGAAGGAAGGUGAGCGUCACGAAGACAGCCGUGAAGGAAAUUCCAACCUUAGCUCUGAUAAAUCCGCCGUGGCUGCGUCUAGUGGUACAUCUUGAGAAAAGGUCGUCCAUACUACUUUAGCUUUGUUGCAUUUUGGCUCUCUUUGGUCUCAGAUCAUCAUCGUCUUUAGUGUUAUUAUAUACAAAUCUUUGUAGAAAUGUAUAGGUUCUUGGGAGGAAUUAGGUGAAACGUCAAGUGGGGUUUUUUUAGACUUUGUGAUUAAAAGAAUAAAACCCACGAGGAGGUAUGCGGAAUAAAGAAAUGUCAUGAAGUUUUAGUAAAGAAAUAAAUAAUGCUACUGAUAUUGUUUUGUUGUGAGAAAUUUUGGUAAUAAAACGAAGAAUCCUGUAUUUUCCUCCAUGUAUUUGAUUAAAGAAGAAAAUUAAAC